UCCAAGGUUUAGUUACCUUUGCCCUUGCAAGAUUCCUCCUCUCCCACAAUCUCUUUCACCCAUACUAACAACUUAUCACCAACCAUUACCGACUGUUUACAAAUCGAAACCUCUUAAUUACCGUCCUAUCGCAUAUUUCUUAGCCCACAAAUCACCGCAGCUCGUGAAAUGUCAAGUGCGCCCAUAAGGAACGAAUUCCAUCCUGAUCUCGUCUAGCUCGCUGCGAACACCGUGCCAAUGAACUCCCCGAAAAACUGCCCACCGAUAAUAACCCACAAAACUCGAAAAUUACACGUCUGAAAAUUCCUCGCGGUCAAUGUGACAUCAACGCUACCGUUUCCGUCAAAAUGAUGGACACCAUCACCUUGAGUCCGUUCUUCUCCCAGAACACCCUCCUCGUUGCCGGGAUUUGCAGCCGCUGCUACCGCGACCUUGAUGACGUCAAAAUCGUGAAGAUAAACACCGCGUUCUUGCGCCAGAUCAUCAAGAACAGGACCCUCAGGUGGAGGCCUCCACGCUCCCCCCACAACCUGGUGGAGGAGUCCUUUUACGACAACCCUUGGGGUCUCCUGGUGGCGACGAUUUUCCUCAACAAAACCACCUGCUUUAGCGCCAGACCCUUGAUCGAGCAAUUCCUGGAGGACUUCCCCGACGCGGUGGACGUAGUAGCGAAGAAGCCCGAGGACUUAGAGAAAUACUUCGACAAUUUGGGGCUGGUGAAGAGGGCCCGACAGGUGUGGCAAAUGAGUUACGAUUUUCUUUACAAGCGGUGGAGGAGCGUGGGGGAGCUGCACGGAAUCGGGAGGUAUGGAGAAGACGCCUUCCGCAUUUUUUGUUUGGGGGAUUUCAGCGUGGAGCCCGAAGAUAGGUUUUUGAAGAUAUACAGGGCGUGGUAUUUGACGAAGGAAACCGAAGGUGAGCGAUUUUUAAUAAAGUUUAUCAAAAUUAUUAUUAUUAAACAAUCUCAACGUCAAACGAAAUUUUUGCGCCCCGGAAUGGAGGCCUCCGGAUCGGCCGAAGAGAGAAUCGCCAAAAUCGAAAAAUGCCAGGCCAAAUUGGCGGCGGCCAAGGCCAACUUGGAGGCGAGGAAGCAGGCGGUGGGGGCGCCGGCGGGGAUCGUGAAUGACUUGAGAGAUUUAUUAGUAUCGGAUUUGGCUUUUUAUAUAUAUAUUAGUUUGUUAAGGUUAGUUUGCGGUGACGUAAAUGGAAUUGUGCACCAGAUCCAUGGUCGUACCGUACUAAAACUCACCUCUAAUCUUUGGUACUUCGACAAAUGGCACACUGAUCACCUAACACUGGUACUACGUGAACUUGACUGCUCCGCGGCAGUACCGCGAGUGAAGUGCGGAACUCGUGGAGGUACUCACCUGUCGGACCUUUUCUUCGGAAGCUGUGGCGGGAUUUGGCAGACUUUGGACGUGACGGUGGUACCGAGAAUGGGUCAAUCAAAAGGUUCUGAGGUGACGUACGAAAUAAUUAAAACUUUCUGGGAAAUAAAUACGAAUGGAGGUAAUGUAAAAUGA
This is a messenger RNA of Zophobas morio, 1523 nucleotides long. RefSeq lists its product as uncharacterized. The transcript is spliced from 6 exons. The coding region runs from base 348 to 1523 and encodes 391 amino acids. The record is from RefSeq and is a predicted model, not a curated record. Lineage: Eukaryota; Metazoa; Arthropoda; Insecta; Coleoptera; Tenebrionidae. Gene Ontology annotation, molecular function: catalytic activity; DNA binding. Gene Ontology annotation, cellular component: nucleus. Gene Ontology annotation, biological process: DNA repair.